Pangasianodon hypophthalmus (striped catfish) is the source of this 5847-nucleotide messenger RNA. It is a transcript of the gene cep162, whose product is annotated as centrosomal protein 162. Gene Ontology annotation, biological process: cilium assembly. NCBI's taxonomy places the organism in Eukaryota, Metazoa, Chordata, Actinopteri, Siluriformes, Pangasiidae. Gene Ontology annotation, cellular component: axonemal microtubule; centriole; centrosome. Bases 529 to 4626 code for a protein of 1365 amino acids. The transcript has 26 exons. The record is from RefSeq and is a predicted model, not a curated record.
UUACUGUCGCGGGAAUCUGUAACAAAACAACAACAACGGCAAUAAGAACAAUAUAAACAAUAUUAACAAUAUUAAACUUGUUCGAAAGGUUGGAUUUUUUGUAUUUUGGAUGCGUUUUGUUUUUAAGAGGCGCUAAAAACAUAACACAGUGUUAGCUAGCGGUCUGAGCGUCCUGUUUGUUGAUGUAUGAGGCAGGUAACUAGGGCUAACAUCCUAACUGACUUCCUGCUGCACACCUGCUAGUGCACUACACUGUGUGUGUGUGUGUGUGUAAAGCAACAAAUCAGUUCAUUUCCCUGACUAUAUUUCAUAUUUCACCUCGUAAGUAUGUUUUAUUUAGACUAUCCUUGUAGGCUGUGAGUUUUGUAGCUAGCUCACUGUCAGGCAGCAGGUAACUGUCACACACACCUGGCUGUACUGUGGAACGCACUGGUUAUGCUAGUUAGUGAUGUUAGUUAUGUUUGUUAAGCUAACUAACUUUUCUGCUCAGGGAUAUGUCCAGUAGAAGCUUGUUAAGCUGCUGUGGAAAUGGCUUACCGACCGACACAAGAGGAGCUGGAUCAACAGUUUGAGCAGUUCUUGAAAGAGUCAGUGUCUGAUGACUCGGUUGAUUUGGGCAGCAGCUCUAAGCGUCCCAGUGUUCUGGAUAACCUAGGAAAGGCACCUCAAAAGCAACAGGAGAAGAAAAGCCAGAGGUCUGUGCCUUGGUGGCAAGAGGAUGAGGACAGUGAUGAGUCUCAGAGAAAAGCUCUUGGGAAGACCUUCCGCAAAUCCUUAAGGAAGUCCCAAACCAUCCAGGAGGUUGAUGAAGAUCAGGUGAAGGAGCGAUACUUUCAUGAUGAGUCCAGAGGAGAGGCAGUCAUGUUCAGCAGAGACAGUCUAGAGCCAGAGGAUUCACUAAUGAUAUACGGAUCUGCACAGAGUGCUGCUGCUUUGGGCUUGCAAGCUCUGAAUGAGGAAGAGGACCAUGCAAGUUUUUUGGCCAAAAAGUCUGUGACUGAAGACUCAAGACUUAACAAAGACCAGGAAUCCUUCAGCCCUGGUCUUACGUCUCCUCAAAGGGACGAUGAUAUCUCUUUGACAAAGCAGAGUGUAGAUGGAGAAAGAGAUUUGUGUUCUGUGAAAGACACCCCAGCAUCCCCUGCAUACAGUGAUGAUUUUGAAGAUGAGGCAACCGAUAAGGAACCUGAAGAGAAGAAGCCUGAAAGGUGUGGCAUGCUGGCUAAAGUGUCACUGCAUGACUCUCUGAACUCCACGGAUGGAGCUCCAGUACCUACUUUGCAGAGCGAUGCGGAAGAGAAAACGGAGUACCCUGACUCCAGAACAGCACAGGCAGCAGGACGAGGCACCGCGGGAGUGUCAUAUGGUCAGAGUGGGGCGAGCGACAUGGAGGCUCUGCAGGAGGCCUACCAUCAGAUCACUCACUCAGUGGAAGAGUGUGAGGAGCGAGAGAAGGAGCAUAGCAGGAGUCCCUUUUCUUUCUCCACUCCAGAAUGUUUGCAAAGAACCACACAGCACGCCUCCACUACAGAAUCAGAUUUACCCACUGCUGAAGAACUGAUGCGUGCUAUUGGGCCAGAGUCAGCAAUCACCUUUGGCUUGUGUCUUGAGCCCUUAAGUGAAGUGGCUAUAGACAGGAAAGCUGACAGGUUGGAUUCAGAGGGCCACACUACAAGAACUAAAGCACAGCACUCUCCUGUGGCUCUCAGAGAAGCAGAUAAUGAGGGCCCUGCAGCAAUGGAGCCAUAUCAAACACUUUCCCAUCACAGACACAGAAGCAUCACGGAAGAGGUGAAAAGGCUCAUGAAGGAGCAGGAUAACCUCUCUGAGGUACCUCCUGUUGCCUCUGGCAGUGGCAAGAAGUCUCAGGUUCAUUCAGUUGCCUCUGGAAAAGCUUCAGUCCCAUCUGUGAGGAAUAGGAAAGCUGACAUCAGGCCAUUACCCAAAGCCUCCAUGCUAAGCAGGCCCAACAGUUUAGCUAAACCUCCAUCUCCACUGACUCAAAGAAAGAGUCGAACCCAGACCUCCAAAAGGAUGUCUUCUCUUAGUCAAACACAUACUGUCAAAGGUCCAGACUCCGGUUUGAAGGUAAGCACUGAACUUGUUGCUUCAAUACAGUCCAUUGCUUCUUUUUUACAACACCGAAUGGAAGCAGAUGGUCCAAACACUGGCUGUCCUGACCAGUCAGCCAGCAGCACACAACAGACAAAUCAGAGCAAAAGGGACACAGAGAAAGAGGGAGCUGCUGCCAGAGGCCAUGACCUUAUGUUGGAGUACUCCUCACUGGAGCGUAUACGUCUGCAGCUGGCUCAGAAAGAGAGAGAAUUUCUCCUCAGAGAGAAGCAGCUCCAGCAGGAACACAGCAAGGAGAUCAGCGCUCUCAAACAGGAGAAUUACAUGUUGCAGAGCAAGUUGCGCAGUGCAGAAGAAGCAAGCAAGAAGCAGAGAUGGAGUUUUGGUGAAGCCUCAGACCCAGGAAGAGAUGAGAAACUGAGACUGAUCGAGAAAGAGAUGAAGGAGCAGGAGACACUAAUUCAAGGCUACCAUCUGGAGAAUGAAAAAUUGUACCUGCAGAUGAAGGCCCUCCAGGCACAAAGUAAACAAAAUGAAGAGGCCAUGUUUGCAGAGAAUCAGAGACUGCUCUCUGAAUUAGCCAUCACUAAGGAACAGUUAAAUAAGAGCAGUAAGCAGAAGACAGUGGGAAAUAUAGGCACUGCUGUCCAUGGAUGCAGUGAUACUGAACUAUUGGCUGAGGUGCAGGCUGCACAGAGAAGGGAAUCGCAGCUGCAGGAAGAAAGCCGCAGGUUGAAACAAGAGAAGCAGGCUCUGCAGGUGGACUUGCAGAUGAUGAAAAAAGAAAGGGACUUGGCAAAAGCACAAGUGCUCUCUACAUCAGGUGAUAAAGGGUUUGAGUUGAAGCUGCUGGAGGAAAGACAUAAGGAAGAGGUGUCUGCACUGAAGAAGAGACUGCAGUGGUAUGCUGAGAAUCAGGAGCUGCUGGACAAAGACGCAGCCAGACUCAGAUCAGCCAAUGCAGAGAUACAGAGACUAACUGAGCAGGUGAAGCUGAAGAUGGAGGUCGCCAAGCAAGCUAACCAGCAGCAGAAGAAAGUGAAGGAGAGGGCUGCAGAGGCCAAGAGAAUUCAGGAUCUUGAGCGACAGGUGAAAGAAAUGGAGGAGAUUCUGCGCCGUAGGCACCCAAACUCUCUGCCUGCACUGAUGCUUGCUGCAGCAGCUGUAGGUGGAGAAAGGGGAGGAGAAAGUGCAGCUCCUCAGCCCUCACAUUCUGCCGCCCUGCUGGAGAGACGGAUCCACAGACUGGAGGCUGAGCUUGAGGACCGUGACGAGGAAGCCAAACGCUCACUCAGAGCCAUGGAGCAGCACUUCCACAGGAUCAAGCUCCAGUAUGAGCAGCAGAUCUCUGAUUUAGAGCAGCGGUUAACUGAGCAAGGCACAGAGUGUCGUGACUGUUCAUCUAAGAAGUCAGAGACCCAGUCCCACGCAGUGCAGGAGCUGGAACAACUAAAGGAACUGCACCAGAGUGAAGUAAGCAGUCUGAAGGCCAAAGUGGGCACUUUGAAGGAGCAGCUCCAGCAGUCUCAUUCCUCAGCAGAGCCAGAAAAGCCCUCACGACACCAGAAGCAAGCAGAAGCAGCACAUAUCGCCCGGAUGGAACGCCUGAACCAGGAGCUUACCACCAAGAGCCGCACCAUCCAGGAGCUGAAGCGCACCGUGGAGAGGCUGCAGAGAGAGAGGAAGAGCAUGUUAUUUAGCCCAAAAUUCCAAACAUCCAGCUCUCUGUCCAAACAGACAGGCAAAGAUCCCUCCCUAGUCCUGGCUGAGACUUUCCCAUCUAGUCAGGAUGAAAAGGAUUAUCAGCCUGGAGUUUUCUCAGGCUCCCACAUUUCCGAGGUGCAGCAGGAGAAUGAGAGGCUGAGGGUCAGACAGGAGCAGCUGGAACAACAGUGGUCAGAAGAAAGGGUUUCACUUCAGGCUGCUGCCACACAAGCACACGCUGAUCUCCAGAGGGCUCAGGAGCAAAACCUGGAACAGCUGGCCUUGCACAAGGCUGAACACCAAAGAGAAAUAGAGCGUCUGGUGGCUGGCCAUGCCCUGGAGCACUCCUCUUCCAAAGUAGCUGAACUCACAAAUCAAGUGAAAUCACAGGAGGUCAUGGUACUGCAUUUGCGUGAGCAACUGAAGGAGCUACAAAGAACUAAAGAGGCUCUUGCUUUGUCUAAACUCAGAGAGGAGACGUUACAGAACCAGCUGACUAAGCUUUUAGAAGAGCUGAAGCAGGCAAAAGAGGCCCACAGUCCUGAGCUGAGACACUUUGCCAGCUUGGAGCAAAAAAUCCAUACCAUGGAGCUCCGAUACAAUCAACGUGAGCAAGAACUACAGCAGAUGAUAGCUCAGACGCGCUUAGUGGUGGAGCAGGAGCAGCAGGCGGAGGUAAUGCGUUGGAAGAGAUUGGCUCAGGGGAAGAGCAGCGAGCUGGAGGCCUUCAGACAGGAGCUGGACUCCAUACUGGAUGUGCUUCGAGAGCUGCAGAAACAAGGUGUGGUGAUUCCUGCCACACAAUACUCUUCUGCUGCUGGCUGUGUAUUCCGGCCUCUUAGAUACUGAUAUAGGGCUCUCUAUAUAACCAAGCACUACACUCAGGUAUGUCUGGGAGACACUGUUUACAAUACAAAACCAUGAAUACUAUGGUGAGCACUAUCCAAAAUGAAUAAAACAUACAGAUUGAAUGAAUUAUACUAGUCCCUGCUAGGGCUGAGUAAGUGGUGCCAUAUUUUACAUAUUUUUUUUUUUUUUUUUUUUUUUUUUUUUUUUUUUUAAAUCCCAUUCAAUAUUUGUUACAGUUGUAUGUUUUCUUAAAGAGAUUGUUAAACAUUCUUCAUAAACUGUUAAACAUUACAUCUUGUACAAGUUUGUAACAAUUGGAAGUAACCACAAUGAACUACUAAAAGUUGCUUCUUUAUAUCCUAUCACUUUCAGUGAGCAGUGCAUAUAGAAUACUCAGGUUUCUGUGACUUGGUUCAAGGUUCACCAGCAUUAAGGAAUUCUUAUUGGAACUCUUUUUCAGCAGUUUUAUAGAUUGUUUGCAAAAUCAUUUGCAAGCAAAUUGUAGAUACUUUACAAAGUACGCCUUGUGGUCAACGUUUGUAACACAAUAUUUCAAUACUGCACCAAAAUAUUAUUUUAUCAGAUGAAUUGAACCAAAUUCCAAAUUUGAACCUCUGCAGGCCAACCUUAGAAGAGACAGAUUAAAAAAAAGACAAAAGAAAAUCUUUCUGAUUAUUUUUUCAAAGAGGGUCUGUGCGUGAACCAAAGCUUGUCCUGCACACCACACUUUGCUUUGUGCAAGCUGAAUUUCAUUUCAGCCUCAUAUGGCAGGUGAGUUGCUGAGCAGUACUGAAGUGAGACCUAUCACUAGGAUUUGAGUUCAGAUGCCAUGUGAUUUGAAUAAUAGAGAAGUCUGCUACAAAACAAGCCAUGCAAUGUGUUUGCGAAGUUCAUUGUUGCAGUUGAAACUAUAUGUGACGCAUAUGUGCGCAAUUUGAUUAUUUGUAUUAAAGUUAAAAGAUGAUUGCCAUAAGUUGUAAAUACUAGGAAUGUAUUAAUAUGAUCACCCCUGUGCUAGCAUUUUACACAUUUACACUGGAGCAAAGUGGUGUCUUUUGGUAAGCCUCAGAUAAAAAAAGGGAAAAGCAAAAAAAAAAAUGUAUGCUAUUUAGGUAGAGCCACUGUUUUAGCUGUUGAAAACUGAUCAUGCUAACAUUUCUCAUUGUUUAAUUUAUUAUAAAUUAAUGUUAUUGAUGUAAAAAAAAAAGCAUUAAAAAUGUU